GUGGCUGGAGGAGCAUCUCACUGGUGGACAGUGGACACAGAGGGACAGUCAGUGAGAGGACAGCUGAACAAGUAGCUCAACGAUGUCUGCGAAGUUUCACGAGCUCGAGGCCAAACUGUUGACAGGAGAAGUCCUCCACUUCUCCUCCCUGAAGGGCAAAGUUGUCCUCAUCGAGAAUGUGGCGUCUCUCUGAGGAACGACCACCAGGGAUUACACCCAGAUGAACGAGCUCCACCAGCGCUUCGCCGGCCAGGGGCUCGUGAUCCUGGGGGUGCCCUGCAACCAGUUCGGCCAUCAGGAGAACUGCAAGAAUGAUGAAAUCCUGCAGUCUCUGAAGUAUGUCCGCCCUGGAAAUGGUUUUGAGCCCAAGUUUCAGCUCCUGGAGAAAGUGGAUGUGAACGGGAAGGACGCUCAUCCUCUGUUCGUGUUCCUGAGAGAGAAGCUCCCCUUCCCUAGCGACGAGCCUUCCGCCCUGAUAAACGACCCCAAGUUAAUCAUCUGGAGCCCGGUCUGCAGAAACGACGUGGCCUGGAACUUCGAGAAGUUCCUCAUCGGGCCUGAUGGGGUGCCGUUCAAGCGUUACAGCAGGAGGUUCCUCACCAGCGACAUUGAGGGGGACAUCAAGAAGCUCCUCAGCAUAGCGCACUAACGAACCUUCCGCCAGCUUCUGUUUGCACCAGGCUCUCAGCACUUAGGAAGCAUGUGUGUCCCUGAUCACAUCCAGAGAAACACCCUUGUGCCGUCUUUUUUCCCUCCAUAGCUUCUGUAGAUGGUUUGACACUUUUCUACGUGACCACCUGUGCUCUCUUGUACCGAUGUCUGUGUUCUGUUCUUUUACUAUAUGAAGACAUCCUCUGAAACCAGUCUUGAUGUGAGGGGGGUGUCUGAUGCAAUGUAACAGGCUGAAUGUCUCAGCUUCAUUGAGUACUUGUAAAGCACUGCUGUGGUUUUAAGUAUAAAGACAAGCAAUAAAUGUUUUUUUUCUUAAAUCCUG
Messenger RNA from Paralichthys olivaceus (Japanese flounder), 994 nucleotides. It is a transcript of the gene gpx1b, whose product is annotated as glutathione peroxidase 1b. The record is from RefSeq and is a predicted model, not a curated record. Gene Ontology annotation, molecular function: glutathione peroxidase activity. NCBI's taxonomy places the organism in Eukaryota, Metazoa, Chordata, Actinopteri, Pleuronectiformes, Paralichthyidae. Gene Ontology annotation, cellular component: mitochondrion; cytosol. Gene Ontology annotation, biological process: hydrogen peroxide catabolic process; glutathione metabolic process; response to hydrogen peroxide.